AUGAGCGAUCCAAUGGGUGAAAGUGAAACAGUAUUUUUUGGAGAAUCGACGACGGAGAUCGUGUUCUCGGAGACGGAGAUGGCCGCGGCGGAACAGCUUAUGCAGCUGAGCGAAGAAGACACGGUGAGCUGUAGCAGCAGCACCGGCGGCGGAAGAGGAGAAGGAAGCAAGAGAAGGCAUGAAGAUGUUGUUAGCUCCAGAAUCGGAAGCGACCAAAACGACGGCGGCAACGAAGGAGAUUGA
Arabis nemorensis is the source of this 243-nucleotide messenger RNA. The record is from the annotation of a GenBank genome assembly. NCBI's taxonomy places the organism in Eukaryota, Viridiplantae, Streptophyta, Magnoliopsida, Brassicales, Brassicaceae.